AAAUUCUGGUUACUAACUGGUGUGCACCAGUUUUUUUUAACUUCCAUUUUUAGAAAGAACAAAAAAAACUUUUUUCUUAAACUUCCAUGUCCCUUUAGGGUCUUUAUAAAAAUCCAAAGUGGAAAAAAAGGUGGCCAGAUUUGACCAUGUGGGUUCUUCAAGCUCAAUAUUCACUUUGUUUUGCAUGACUUGGAUUUACAUACGGGAAAAUAAGAUUAAAUAAUAUCUCUUCAAAAGAAAAAAAAUAGAAUAACAGCUGAGUAUUUAUUAAUUUAACACCCUGCUGACUUCAGAAUGAUCUUAAAUUAUCAGCUGACAGUCCUAGUACACAUGAUAAAAUAUGAUUAGUUCUUUCAAAUAUGUGCCAAGUAUUUUCUAGAAGUUUCUGUCUCUUUCAAAGCAGUUUUCAGUUGUGCGUUUCAGCAUUCAAUCAAUUGAGUGUGUGAGUUGUGUCAUUUUUUAAUUUUUUUCCUGUGCUGUCAAAAAAAAGAGGAAUUUCCUGUCUCAGUUUGUUCAGAGUCAGACUGUCCUGUUUUUCCUUGUCCACAGAAAUCAACAAACGGACCCAAAGCACCAGAACUGAAAGUCUGCCACAUGUGGCCUUCAUCUGGUGUGAAAAAGUUUUGAGGCGAGGGACGAAUGCAGAGAUGACCAGAUCCACCAAAUCUGCCUCGAGAUCUCGCAGCCCCUCUAGAUCCAGAUCCAGGUCCAGGUCCAGGUCCCGGUCCUCCUCUCAGUCCAGAAGUCGCUCCAGAUCCCGGUCCAGGAAGCGUCAUUACAGCUCCAGGUCUCGGUCAAGAUCUCACUCUCCGUUUCAUAACCGGGAAAAGAAAUACCCAAGGGCAUACCAACAACAGAACAACCGGGAAUUCCGGGGCUAUCACCGCGGCUUCCGAAGGCCAUACAAUUUCAGGGGUCGAGGACGGGGCCAGUUCCCCCGAGGACGCUAUCAGCGUGGAGGAGGCGGCUACAACAACAACAAUAACAACUAUCGGCCGAACUGGAAAAACUACAAACAGUACCCGCAGAAAUACCAGCAGUGGCAGCAGUAUCCACAGCAGCAGCAGCAGCAGUUUAACUUCCCACAGGGACGACCGCACAACAACCUGCAGAAUCGCUCAGGAACCCCCCCCCAGGGUCAAUCUCACCGCUCUGACAGAUCCUCCUCCCCUGUAUCCAGACACUCGCAUCAUUCUUCCUCCUCGUCACACUCCUCCCCUCCAAAAGCCAGGCCAGCCACGGUGCCGGCGCAGACCUCAGAAGACGUCAAAGAUGAGCAACUGACCUCAAAGCAGGUUCAAAAGGUCGGGGAGGAAGACGAGGAGCCGGAAGAGCCGAGUGUGGAGUUGUUAGAGGAGAACCCUGCAGACGGAGCAGGUAGUGGGAAAAGUGAUGGGAAGAAAAACUGUUUGGGGACCGGUUCUGUCGCUCAGAACAGCCACAGUCCCGGCCAGACCAGUAACACUAAGGUCUCAAAUGAUACAAGCAAUGGCGCCCCCGUGUGGCAGUCAGCUGGUGGCUCAUGCUCCACUAGGAAAGCCUCACAUGAAGGUCUGAACCCAAUGCUUUCCAGCUUUGACUUCUUCUCCACCGAGGAAUUUCAGGAGGAGGACAAGAAAGCAAUCUCCAUUGCAUUCAGGAAAUUUUUGGAGGAGCAAAGCAAGAAAGCCAACUCUGCUGUGGAAAACUCAAAGACGGAAGCAGAAGAUGGAGGUUUGGAAAAAGGAAAAGUAAACGGCAAAACGUCUGCAACCGUUUCCGACUCUGCUUCGGAAAAGUGCAGAGAAAAGACGAAAGGGGAUGUGUCUUUGAACAGCUUUUUAAAAACAUCCCCGUUUCUGUCCGCUGAAGGGGAGGAGGAAGACGAUGAGAUCCUCAAUAGGCCUUCUUUAAAGUUUCUCUUUAAAGACUUGCACAAUGGCGAUGAGUCCUGCAAGCCAAAGAUCAGUGUCUCUCAUUCAGGCCAAAAACCCUUUGGAGAGUGCUUUAGAAAGCAGAAUGCAGCCUACUCACAGUUUACUAAUGGUGAGUUCAACUCCACAGUGGAGGAGAGAUGGGCUGAGAGAAAGCAGGACAAAGCUAUUGCUGCUGUGCUCGCUAAGAGGGAGCUAACAGAGAAAUUUGAAGAUUUGUCUCCAGAAAUGAGCUUUAAGACAAAGAUGAUGGCGGGAUCCCCCUCUGCGCUCUCCUCUGCCGCUGCUCGGAGUGGAAGCUCCAACAGAGAGAUGUUCAUGAUGAGGGAGCAGGACACCACCGCCGUGUCCUCGAGGAAGCAAGAAGCAAAGUUUCAUGUACGAAUGGGGUUCCUUGGAGAUAAUCUGAUAAGCUCUUCCGAUAUUCUAGCUGAAGAGCGCCAGCUGUCUCAGGACCUCGUGCUGUCCUCCAAAAAGGAUCCGGAGUUUCGCUCCAUCUUUCAGCACGUCCAGAACGCUCAGUCACAAAGAAGUCCCUCUGAGCUGUUCGCUCAGCACAUUGUCACCAUCGUUCACCACGUCAAAACUCAGCACUUUCCGUCCUCUGGCUUGACUCUAAACGAGCGAUUCACCUUGUACCAAAGAGAAGCUGCAGAGCAGGAAACGAAGAAGUCCAGAAAAAGCCCAGAGAUACACAGGAGAAUUGAUGUUUCACCAAGUGCUUUUAAGAAACCCCCUCAGCUUUUUGGGGGCGCGAAAAGCUCAGAGGAAGGCACUUACAAGAGCGCUGGGGAAAAAGUAAAAGGCGACGCAAUGGAUCUACGUUUGGAUAUCGAGCGUCGGAAAAAGUAUUCUUGCUUCCAAAACCAGAAUCAAGAAAUAGACGUUGGAGACUCUCCGGAUUUCAGCAGCGAGCUGUGUGAACAAAACCUCUCCAAAUACUGCAACAAAUCAAAUGAUCAGAAGCGAAGACGCUCCAGCUCAUCCUCCUCUUCCUCUUCCUCUAAAUCUCAAAAACUUGAAACUCAAGACAAGUCUGAGUUAAAAGAUGAAGAAUUUCACAAGACGAAGCCGUGCCAAAGAGAGUCCACAGUUCCAGCUCAAGGAGGACGGCCUCUGGGAGAUUUUCAAAUACAAAUAUGUGGAAGAAGCUGGAACAAAAGCAGUUUUCAGGAAAACACUUCCUACAGCAGUUCUAUGAAUAGUGCACACCCAGAGAGUAAAGGCUGGGAUCCAGAGUUUACUCCAAAGAACAGGAAGUACUACUUGCACGAUGACAGAGAUGAAGAGUCCAAGUGGACAGACAAGAGAGAGCCAGGACAGGGGAACCAGUCCCUUGGGAGAGCACGAUUCAUCAUCCGCAAAGCCACUGGAGGAGCCAGCAAGACCAGCCUUAAGUGGCCGUUUGAGAAGUUCCAGGCCAACGGGGACACGAGUGGAAAGAAAGGAGAGGAAGCAGAUCAGGAUCACAGAGAGGAAGAGAAGUGAGGGAAGCCGUGAAGGCGUCUGGUGAAACUGCUGCCAGCCCCGUGUGUCGUUGAAGGAAAUCAUGAACUGACCACAACGGAACGAUCAAUGGAAAUGAAAAUGCUUUAUUAGUUCAGUUUCACAGUAAGCUGACCUCAACAUAUCUCCAUAGUUAUUCUUGACUCAUAAGAACACUGUUCUUAAGCGUUUCUUGUGGCAGUUUAAAUAGGUUUUUUUUUUCUUUCUUUUUGGUUUUCUGAUGUGAAUAUUUUUGUUUUUGUGAAAUAUUAUGUUUUUUCGUGAUGUGAUGAAAAAAAAUCUUUAAAUAUUUUCAUGGCUAAUGACUAAAACAACAUUUAUAAAGUCAAGUUGUACCUUUCGUCAGGUCAAAGUAAAUUAUGAAACUAGAUUAUUUGUUUUUUAAACUUUACAAAGCAGUUUUUUUUUAAAUCUGGAAAACAGUGUCAUCCCUAACACACCCUGAUUUGACACUGGGACCAAACCUUGCAGGGUCAAAGGUUACACUGUUGUCAUUCAUUACACACUAUAAAACUGUUUCACAACAGCUAGAAAUAUAAUGCAACUUUAUACUCCCAUUAUCGCAGGAUGUUUAGCAAACUCAUGAGUAACGUGGCUUCUUCUUGAUCAUACAUGGAACUAGUUUGUGUAAAAUAUGUCUGAUUGUGCCUUAAAAUUCUGGAGUUUGGCUUUGAUUGUGGUGAAGGGUUUGGAUGCAUUUUUUUCUCCUGCACGUUUGCUAACUUUUAAGCAAAUUAUCAGUUGUAUAAUCAGUUUUAUGAAGGAAUAAAAAAUAUUUGUAGAAACAAAGAAUAAAAUGUAAAACAAAUAUGCUUUUUUUGGUCUAGAAUGUGUUUUAAUUGUACCUCUGGUGUGCCUUAUUGCAGAGGUCUUACUUGAAGAAUACAGGCCAGCAGAUUCCCAUUUAUUGUGAAAAGAUGACUUUAGGGAAUUUUUCUGUUUUUCAGUUGUCACUGUUUUCUUGUUUCUUUUUAGGCUGUAAAUUAAAGAGACAAUGGCUAUGUGAAUGAUCA
Messenger RNA from Oryzias melastigma (Indian medaka), 4432 nucleotides. RefSeq names its product thyroid hormone receptor associated protein 3a (gene thrap3a). Gene Ontology annotation, cellular component: mediator complex. The coding region runs from base 648 to 3401 and encodes 917 amino acids. The transcript has 11 exons. The record is from RefSeq and is a predicted model, not a curated record. Gene Ontology annotation, biological process: positive regulation of transcription by RNA polymerase II. Gene Ontology annotation, molecular function: transcription coregulator activity; DNA binding. NCBI's taxonomy places the organism in Eukaryota, Metazoa, Chordata, Actinopteri, Beloniformes, Adrianichthyidae.